This is a messenger RNA of Papaver somniferum (opium poppy), 2212 nucleotides long. RefSeq names its product methionyl-tRNA formyltransferase-like. The coding region runs from base 976 to 2049 and encodes 357 amino acids. The record is from RefSeq and is a predicted model, not a curated record. NCBI's taxonomy places the organism in Eukaryota, Viridiplantae, Streptophyta, Magnoliopsida, Ranunculales, Papaveraceae. The transcript has 4 exons. Gene Ontology annotation, molecular function: methionyl-tRNA formyltransferase activity. Gene Ontology annotation, biological process: conversion of methionyl-tRNA to N-formyl-methionyl-tRNA; biosynthetic process.
UAGCAGAGUUACAAAUUUUGUUGGGUAUUCUUCAGAAAAGGUAAUGGCAACCAAAUUAAAAUUACAAAGUUGGAAGAAGGUGUUGAAAGAAAAGUUGAUAAUAAAUCAAAAAGAAUGGGGUUUCUUGUCGCUCAAAAGACCAAAAAGAAGAAAAUGACACAAACAAAUGGUCUAUGCACUAAAUAAUAAUCGGUAUGAACAGAUUCGGAAAAAUUUAACAUCUUGGCAUUCCAUGUUUCUUCCGGCGGCAAAUGAUAAGCUGCAGACUUGCUGAAAUGGAGAUGCGAGAAGUAGUGGAGACAAAAUUAUUUUUAUGCAUUUCAAUGAUGUCCUACCAAAUUCACUUGUGUGUAGGUGACUCACUUUUCCUCUUCCCCCGAAGAGGUUUGGUUGGCCUGCUCAGGCACCCCGCAAGGUUGCUCCUGGGAAGAGCCAAGUUCCCUUGGUGUUUUUUUUUUAAUGUUUCUUUAAGAGGUAAGGGUGUAGUCCACCUCUUUGUUUUUCAAUCUAAAAUUAAUGAAUAAAUUCUCUUUUAAGGAGUUCAAAAUUUGAUUUCUGCCUCUCUUAAUUUGAAAAGUAUAUUAUCUGGGGAUAGUCUAAUUUGAUGAUUCCAUGAUCUAAUCGUAGCGGUUUUGAUUUCCCCAUCACGGUUGGUUUUAUGGAUACCUGCUAACACAUCGCCAAGCACAAGCAGCUUCUAGUUUUUAACUUCAAGGAAGGACCGUAUAGUGAUUUUAUCGAUAGUGGAAGUCCCUUGCAGAAUAUUUUCCAAUGGCAAGACAGAAAUUGCAAGAGCGAGAGAGAUUUUUAGGGUCGGAACCAGAAUUAUAUCAAGGAUUCAUCGUCAGUUUCUGCCAUUUGAAGAAAACUGGUUUACUCUUUAACACUCCAAAGUAUCAUCUAAUUAUGGUAUUGGUAACAAAACGAUAAACUGAAGAGCUACGGUGAACUUCAGAAACAACAUCAUUGAGGAAAAUGCAUUCGUGUUCGAUGCUUCGGCGGUUUUGCUGCUACAAUGGAGCAUCUUCUGGUCUUAAACCUGCGACAAAUAAGAAACAGCUUGUUUUUAUGGGAUCCCCUGAGGUGUCGGUAUCUGUUCUAGACGCCUUAUUUGAUGAAUCCAAAGCUCCUGAUUCUCCAUUUCAGGUUGCAGCAAUUGUCACACAACCCCCUUCAAGAAAAGAUAGAGGGAGAAAGGUGAUGCCUUCACCUGUCGCACAACAUGCUCUGGACAGAGGUUUCCCAUCAGAUCUCAUUUUCACUCCACAAAAAGCUGGGGAGGAAGAAUUUUUAUGUGAUCUCAGAGCCUUAAAACCUGAACUGUGCAUCACAGCAGCCUAUGGGAAUAUUUUACCUAGAAAGUUUCUAAAGAUUCCACCACUUGGAACAGUCAAUGUUCACCCCAGUUUGCUGCCUCUCUAUCGUGGUGCUGCCCCUGUUCAAAGAGCAGUGCAGGAUGGUGUUAAAGAAACUGGAACAUCACUUGUGUACACAGUUCGUGCGCUAGAUGCUGGCCCAGUUAUUGCCUGUGAAAGAUAUGAAGUUGAUGACCAUAUUAAGGCGACUGAAUUACUGGGCAUCUUAUUUGAUAAAGGGUCUGAACUUCUGAUCCGUGAACUUCCCUCUAUAUUUGAUGGAUCUGCAAGGGAAAAAGCACAACCACAAGAUGACUCCAAAGCUACUCAUGCCGCGAAGCUAACACCGGAGGAAGCCUGGUUGUCCUUUGAUCAAGAAGCUUUUGUCCUACACAACAAGGUUCGGGCUUUUGCAGGUUGGCCUGGAACCCGAGCAAAAAUCUGCAUUCUUGAUCCUCUGAAUGGUCAGCAGGACACUCUUGAGGUUAAAAUAAUUACCACGAGAAUUUGCAUCCAAAAGGAUGUUCAGGAUCAUGCUAAGGAUGACGUGACUCUUGUUGGGGGUGCCCUGCAGUUCUCAUGUGGUGGAGACACAACACUAGAGGUACUUGAACUCCAGCUUCCAGGUAAGAAACCAGUGAACGCAGCUUCCUUUUGGAAUGGGUUACGGGGACGUAAGGUCAAAAGGUUAUGAUCCAUUGUUGAAUUUGCAUCCUAUUCGCCUAUGUAAUUAAAUUAUUGUAAGUGCAGUUUUGUUAUUACUUCUGUGCGGUUGUACUUUUCCGCUGGAAUUGAAUUUGUAGCCGUCAGAAUCAGUCACCAAUUUUGCAAUCAAAACUUCCCUUUCUUAGCCAAAA